AUGGGGAUUAUUAAAACUCUAUCUCUUAUUGUUUUCUUCAGCUACGUAAAAUGUGAGCCUCUUCAAACAAGUUUACUACAUGCAGCCAGGCAGCAUAGUACCCGUCGGGAUUAUAUGGAGGAGAACCUAAGAGAUGCUGCCAGCAUUAUGGUUGCUCAGUUUCUUCAGGAUGCAGCUUAUGAAGAAGUCCAAACCGUAGCUGAAGAGCUGCUGGAUCUUGCUGAAAACUGUAAGGUUCUCAGAUCACAUGAGUUACCUGCAGAGUGUGUUCACCAACUGAUGGCUACCUUCCUCACACAUAUUUGCAACAACCAAGGGCUGGUGGGCAGUGAUGUGUCCACUAACUGUUGUAAGAUGGAAAACACAACAAGACUCAAGUGCUUCCUGUCCUAUAAGAAAGAUCAUGAAGAUGACAUUGAUACACCCCUGAUUCCAGGACCUGAGCUGACCUGUGAGAUGGAUGCAGGAAGUCACAUGUUGCUGAAGGCAAGGUACAGGUAUGAAAUUUCUAGAAGGCACCCAUUCUUAUAUGGACCCACUAUCUUGACCAUGUCUGCUUGCUAUGAAACAGCUGUUCGGUUGUGUUGUCAAGAGGAAAAUAAAACAGAUAAAACAGAGUGCCUGCAGGCAAAGCUAGAACCCAUCAGAAAAUAUAUUAGAGAAAUAUCUGCAAGACAUCAUCAUUUAUGUGAAAUUGGGAUUAAAUUCAAUGACAAUAUAGCAAGAGCAGUAGAAUUGAUUCUGCUCACUAAAAAGCAACCUAAAGCUAAUUUUUCUGAAAUUGCCAAAUUGACCACAGAUAUUAAAAAUCUGCAUGAGACCUGUUGUGAAGGAAAUACAAUGGCAUGUGUUCUGGGCAGGCACCAGCUUAUGAACUAUACCUGCUCUAACCAGGCCAUCUUAUCCAGCAAGUUUGCUCAGUGCUGUGAACAGCCAGAACCAUUCCGAGGCGAAUGUAUUAUCAACUCAGGAAGUGACGACAAGCCCAACCUUUCACCCCUGUCACUCAGAAGGUUUACAGAAGACCAGUCUGCCUGUGAGCAAUUCAAUAACAAGCAGGACGACUUUCUUCAAGAGUUUCUUUAUGAAUAUUCAAGGAGACACCUGGAGUUGGCAGUUCCAGUGAUUUUAAGAGUGUACACCACAUAUAAACAUUUACUGGAGAAAUGUUGCAAGUUAGAAAAUCCUUUGGAAUGUCAUAGCCAUGGGAAAGAGAUGUUCCAAAGAGUGGUCUGUGAAAACCGUGACCGUGUUAAAACUCACUGUGACUUAUACCAGAAGUUAGGGGGCCCUGCCUUCCAGGACAGGCUCACAGUCCUUUAUACUAAGAAAGCCCCACAGCUGUCUUCGCAGGAGUUGGUGACAUUCACGAGGAAGAUGGCAGCGGCUGCCAGUAGAUGCUGCCCACUAAGUGAUGAGCUGCAAUCCACCUGUGUCGAGGAUGCGGCAAAGCUGGUACUUGGAGCUCUGUGCAGAAGACAUGAUACCAAGCCUGUCAAUGCCGGAGUGGGCCACUGCUGCGACAACUCCUAUGCCUUCAGGAAGCCGUGCUUUGAUGACCUGCAAGUCGAUGAAACUUACGUUCCUCCAUCUUUAUCUUGUGACCAAGUCAUCAGCCUUGAAGAGGAGUUGUGCCGCGCCCAGGAGGAGGCGCUCCAAAUUGAAAAGCAAAAGCUCCUCAGUAACCUCGUGAAGCAGAAACCACAGGCAGCAGAAGAGGCAUUCCUGUCCAUUGGUGAGGGUUUUAUGCAGCUGGUGGAGAUGUGCUGCCAUGCAGAAACGAGGGAGAUGUGUUUUCAAGAAGAGGGACUCCAACUGAUCAGGAGGUGCCAGCUCCUCUUAGAGACUGAGUCAUCGCAAAGAGUGCCCAUGUAGGAUAAUCACUGAGAUUGGCAGUAUGGAAGAUAACAGAGUGUCUUCUCAUCGGCUCAGUGUUGGAGAAGAACACCGGCUGGUCCACACCAUCUUUCCUUUCCCAGAUCAGCCCCUCCAGGCUCUCCCACACAAGUUCUGCCUCUCAAGAGCAGUGGCAGAGGCAUGAACCCAAACAAUAUUCAAGGUCUCCAGCCCAUUUAAUGUGUAGGCACGUCUGCUGGGAACCGGCUGCUGGGCCCCCACAGUGAAGACUUCAAGGUCAACAUGGAGCGGUCUGUACCACUUCUGAGAAUGACUGACUGUUGAUGAACUGAGGGAACGAUGCUAACAAAAUUACCUCCAUGAUGGGUUCUGACUCCUACUCUCCUGUGUGUUUGUGAUGUUGACAUUGCCAGCCAUGGCUCCUAAUAUAUUUGUAUUAAUUUGAGCAUUAUUGGGUGACUACUGCUUUCUCUGGAAAUUCUAAUGAAAAUGAUGCAAAGGACUUAUAAUUGGGUCUUUAAAACUUUUUCUAUGAUUGUUUUAUAUAAUUAAAACAGUAUUAGUUUAGUGCUUAUUAAAUAAGUGGAGUAUUUUGAAUGGGGAAAUAGAAAACUUUAAAUUCUAA
Messenger RNA from Mesocricetus auratus (golden hamster), 2482 nucleotides. Its product is annotated as alpha-fetoprotein. Gene Ontology annotation, biological process: transport. The transcript is spliced from 14 exons. Gene Ontology annotation, molecular function: fatty acid binding; zinc ion binding. Bases 1 to 1875 code for a protein of 624 amino acids. NCBI's taxonomy places the organism in Eukaryota, Metazoa, Chordata, Mammalia, Rodentia, Cricetidae. Gene Ontology annotation, cellular component: blood microparticle; cytoplasm. The record is from RefSeq and is a predicted model, not a curated record.